Oncorhynchus tshawytscha (Chinook salmon) is the source of this 3110-nucleotide messenger RNA. Its product is annotated as zinc finger protein 883-like. The record is from RefSeq and is a predicted model, not a curated record. Gene Ontology annotation, biological process: central nervous system development; regulation of transcription by RNA polymerase II. The transcript is spliced from 4 exons. Gene Ontology annotation, cellular component: nucleus. NCBI's taxonomy places the organism in Eukaryota, Metazoa, Chordata, Actinopteri, Salmoniformes, Salmonidae. The coding region runs from base 233 to 2353 and encodes 706 amino acids. Gene Ontology annotation, molecular function: DNA-binding transcription factor activity, RNA polymerase II-specific; RNA polymerase II cis-regulatory region sequence-specific DNA binding.
UAAUUUCCUUGUUCUCUGUAAUAUCGUAUAGAUUUGGAAUCGGGACAUUAUUUACUGCGGAGGAAAAUAUGCAGGUUUCUCGACUCAUUCCCGGACUAUGAGAAAGGAUUGAGUGACGAUUCGUUUAGCAACCUUGUGACCCAGCAUGACACCGUGAACAAGAUUGGUCGACCGUCUGCUGGGAUAUCAUUUAUAUAACAAGUUGUCUGAUAAAGGAGCAAUAGCUUCCUCAAUGGAUCCGGACAAAGCUAUUCCGUUCCCCUCCACCCUCCCGGAGUCCCCAGGUCAAACGUCUCCCGGGACCGCUUUACUGCUGGGUCUGGUUGACUGCAGGAAAACACCAGGGCAGAGAGGAGAAGAAGAAGAGAAGGAAGAUGGAGAUUUGAUUUCAUUAAGUAAGAACCAUGGGGACAGCCCUAACCGUUGCUCUCUCAGCGGGAGAGGCUUGUCAUCUGGGGAGCCUCGACAACAUCGUGAUGCUGACAAGACAGAGAAGAGUCUCUCCAGAUCAGGACGUUUCAAUAAACACCGGCAUAGAGGUAUAGGGAAGAAACCUCACCACUGCUGCUUUGACUGGGGGAAGAGUUUUGCUAAACAGAGGGAAUUGAUCAUUUACCAGCAGCGUAACACUGGAGAGAAACCGUACCACUGCUCUCAGUGCGGGAAGAGUUUAGCUGCAUCUAAAACCUUAAAAUCUCAGAGAAUUCAUACAGGGGAGAGGCCUUACCCCUGCUUUGAUUGUGGGAUGACCUUCAGUCAAUCAAGGGCCCUGACAACACACCAACGCAUACACACAGGAGAGAAGCCUUACAGCUGUGAUCAGUGUGGGAAGAGCUUCAGGAACUCAGGACACUUGACUAGACACAAACACAUACACACAGGAGAGAAGCCUUACAGCUGUGAUCAGUGUGGGAAGAGCUUCCGGAAGUCAGGACACCUGACUAGACACCAACGCAUACACACAGGAGAGAAGCCUUACAGCUGUGAUCAGUGUGGAAAGAGCUUCAAUCAAUCAGGAGAUCUGACAACACACCAACGCAUACACACAGGAGAGAAGCCUUAUAGCUGUGAUCAGUGUGGGAAGAGCUUCAAGAACUCAGGACACCUGACUUGUCACAAACGCAUACACACAGGAGAGAAGCCUUAUAGCUGUGAAGAGUGUGGGAAGAGCUUUUCACUGUCCGGAACUCUGACUACACACAAACGCAUACACACAGGAGAGAAGCCUUAUAGCUGUGAUCAGUGUGGGAAGAGCUUCAAUCAUUCAGGAUCCCUGAUUACACAUCAAUACAUACACACAGGAGAGAAGCCUUAUAGCUGUGAUCAGUGUGGGAAGAGCUUCAAUCAUUCAGGAAAUCUGACUUCACACCAACGCAUACAUACAGGAGAGAAGCCUUAUAUCUGUAUUCAGUGUGGGAAGAGCUUCAGGAAGUCAGGACACCUGACUGAACACCAGUGCAAACACACAGGAGAGACGUAUUAUAGCUGUGAUCAGUGUGGGAAGAGCUUCAAUCAAUUAGGAGACCUGACUAAACACCAACGCAUACACACAGGAGAGAAGCCUUAUAGCUGUGAUCAGUGUGGGAAGAGCUUCAAUCAUUCAGGAUCCCUGACUCUACACCAACGCAUACACACAGGAGAGAAGCCUUAUAGCUGUGAUCAGUGUGGGAAGAGCUUCAAUCAUUCAGGAUCCCUGACUCUACACCAACGCAUACACACAGGAGAGAAGCCUUAUAGCUGUUAUCAUUGUGGGAAGAGCUUCAGUAACUCAGGACACCUGACUGCACACCAGCGCACACACACAGGAGAGAAGCCUUAUAGCUGUGAUCAGUGUGGGAAGAGCUUCAAUCAAUCAGGAGUCCUGACUAAACACCAACGCAUACACACAGGAGAGAAGCCUUAUAGCUGUGAUCAGUGUGGGAAGAGCUUCAAUCAAUCAGGAUACCUAACUAUACACCAACGAAUACACACAGGAGAGAAGCCUUAUAGCUGUGAUCAGUGUGGGAAGGGUUUUGCUCAAGAUUCCACCCUGACUGCACACCAACGCAUACACACAGGUGAGAAGCCUUAUAGCUGUGAUCAGUGUGGGAAGAGCUUCAAUCAAUCAGGAUCCCUAACUAUACACCAACGAAUACACACUGGAGAGAGACCUUAUAGCUGUGAUCAGUGUGGGAAGAGUUUUGCUCUAGAUUUCAAUCUGACAACACACCAGCGAAUACACACUGGAGAGAAACCUUACUCCUGUCUAUGUGGAAAGAGCUUUGCUCAUUCAGGGUCACUGAAAAAACACCAGAAAUCACAAACAUGUCGUCUUUCAUCUCCCUCCUCUCCGGCACCGUUUCCAGAUCCCUAAAUAAAGUUUCAAUAGAAAGCAUCUUGUAAAGAGUCAUCCAUUUCCCAUUCUCUAACUAAGUCUGAUUACCAUGGUAACCUGUGUCGCAUAAUAUGCAGCUCUGGAUCCAUAUGUAUCAAGCGUCUUGGAGUAGGAGUGCUGUGUGUGUGGUGGGGUUCAGAGCUGUAUCUUAUUUCAUCAACUCCUGUUAUCCAUUAAAUAACUGUAUAAUGUAGAAUAAUGUUUCAACAAUACUCUGUGUGUAUUCAUGUAUUCAAUAGAUUAAUAAUUAAAUCCAUUAUCUGAUCAACUUCUGCUUAUCACAUUAAUUUUAAAAUGUACUUUUGAAAUCUAUAAUAAUUCAUUUUUUUUUACAAGGAGCAUAGGCCUCUUGUAUAAUUUUUGUUGGUCCUAAAGAUGUUAACAUUUCUUUUUAAAACCCUUCAUCAGGUUUUACUGUCGCUUAUGAGACAUAAGGAAGUGUGGUCAAAAAUACUAUUAGUGUGGUCAAAUGAUGUUGUUGCGUUGGUUUUCAAUGAUUUUAAUGAUUUUAAUUUUAUAUCUUUCAACUUUCAUCAUUGUACAGUACCAGUCAAAAGUUUGUCCACACUUUAUCAUUCAAGGGUUUUUCUGUAUUUUACUAUUUUCUACAUUGUAGAAUAAUAAUAAUAGUGAAGACAUCAAAACAAUGAAAUAACACAUAUGGAAUAAUGUAGUAAGCAAAAUAUAUGUUCAAUUUUUCAAGGUAGCCACCCUGUGCCUUGAUGACAGCUUUGCA